This is a messenger RNA of Psylliodes chrysocephalus, 1692 nucleotides long. Lineage: Eukaryota; Metazoa; Arthropoda; Insecta; Coleoptera; Chrysomelidae. The record is from the annotation of a GenBank genome assembly.
GCACCAGUCUCUUUUCUGAGAGUGUGCUUAUUCAGUUCGUGAAGUGUGCUUCUUUAAAAAUAGUUUACACAAAUUUUUGUAUGAGUCAAAAGGUAGAAAAACCAGUUCUAUCCGGUCAACGCAUCAAGACCAGAAAAAGAGAUGAAAAGGAGAGGUAUGAUCCAAAUGGGUUUAGGGAUGCAAUAAUCUCUGGACUCGAUAAAUGUUCUAACGAUUUUGAAGCUAUAUCUCGAUAUUUGGACGGUGCUGGAAACAAAUUAGAUUAUCGUCGCUAUGGCGAAAGUCUCUUUGAUAUACUCAUUGCAGGAGGCAUCCUGGUUCCAGGAGGUACACUGUCACAAGAAGGCGAAGGACCAUUUGGAACGGAGGCGUGCAUUUUCAAUACACCGGAUGAAAUCAAUAUGGAAAUAAUGAAGAACUGGGAACAGGUGUUUAUCAAACUAAUGCGUCGCUAUAAGUAUUUGGAAAAAAUAUUCCAGGACGAAAUUAAGAAAAUAUUAAUGUUCGUGAAGUAUUUCCUACCAUCCGAUCGCAAAAAAUUGUCCGUGAUGGUAUACAUCUGGAUAGCGAAUGGUGCCAUACCAUUUACAGCUGUACUUGUCUUGAAUAAUUCUCAUCUGGUCAAAGAUCACUUAGCGUUGGACUUCCUUAUAGACGUGUUCAAGGCUUGGCGACAAGAGAAGGGUGUCAAUUCACUCUAUUCUGCCAUCAAAAAAUCAAACAUUGAAUCUCAUCUGACGAGCUUCAUACCAGACACGAAACAGUCUCAGUUGUACUUUCGCAAUGCCUUUCAGGAUAAUGGUCUAGAGGAAAUACUCAAAUUAUACAACGAUCAGCACCAACAGUUAGCUAAGAAAGAGCUACAGGUGCUUCUGGCAGAUAGCCUCAAUGAGAAUAAACCUCUUCGUGAUAUAAUUAAUGAAAUCAAAGAAAUUGCUUUGAGAGAUAAUAUUUUAGAACAUGAAACAGUUUGUAUUAUAUGGACCACGGUUAUGGACAUUCCAGAAUGGUCUAAAAAGGAGGAACUUGUAACUGAACAAGCCGUACGACACCUCAAAUACUACACAAAUCUCUUCGCCGCAUUUACGGAAUCGGCGCGUUCUGAACUGAGCCUGUUGUUGAAAGUCCAGGACUACUGUUAUUCGAAUAUGACAUUUAUGAAGGCCUUUCAGAAAAUCAUUAUGUUGUUCUAUAAGACGGACGUGAUCUCAGAACAAACCAUUUUGAAAUGGUACAAGCAGGACUACAAUGUUAAAGGCAAAAUGAUGUUUGUCGAGCAAAUGAAAGAGUUCAUUAAUUGGUUGCAAAAUGCAGAAGAAGAAAGUGACUCCGAAGGUGAAAGUGAAUAAAAAUUGGGUUCGUUGGUUUUUGAAUAAAAUAUCAGUGCCACCUAUCAUUGCAAAAUAUGAAAGUAGCAUUUUUUCCAAUGUAUUAAAAUUAUAAUGUAUAAAAAUUUCUGGUGCCUUACUAUGUUGGUGUGUGGCAGGCAAUAGUUGUUUGGGGGACAUGUAACAUUGACCUCACUAAAAUUUAUUCAAUAAUUAUAAAAAAAAUAUAAGUACAAGGGAAAAAAUGAUAUUUGUCUUGAAUUGUCGCCAAUAAAGUCAUAACUCAAAUGUUAUAUAUUAAUGAUUUAUGGUCAAUUUUUUUAAUAUACAAGAAAUUUUAAUAAAAUGGGUUUUAUUUUGUCAA